AUGUAUGGACACGUUGGUAAUGAAUUUUCUUAUAACAACUUGGGCCAUUUUCCAUUACCAGACAUCACUAGUACUACUACUGCACCAUUAGUCCUGCCCCAGCUCUCAAUUCCGAGCAACAACCUCGACUCCCUUUCGGCAUUCAAAUCCGAUAGCAGUGGAUGCAGCAGUUAUAUUGGCUCUCCCACUUCAAUCACCAGUUUUGGAACACACACUCCAACUUUGAUUCAACGGAGCAUCAGUAGCCACUCUCUUCAGAAAAACUAUGAAGGCUACUCUACACUGGAUUCAUCCCCAGUCAGGAAGGCUUUAAGCACUGGUGAUUUGCAGGGCAUAAACUUGGCACAACAUAACCAGCGUUGCAACAGUCCAUUGUCAAAUGACAGCAGCAUUAUCAUAGAAAGUAUGAACAAAGCCUGCCGAUACAGUCCGGAGGAGAAAAAAGAGAGAAUUGAGAGAUACAGAAGCAAGAGGAAUUUGAGGAAUUUCAACAAGAGGAUCAAGUAUGAAUGUAGGAAGACAUUAGCAGACAGUCGACCGCGCAUUAGGGGGAGAUUCGCGAGGAAUGAUGAAACGGAGAAGACAACGCAAAGUCAUUAUGAUAAUGCGGGUAUAGAGGAAGAUGAAGAGGAUGAUAAUAACUGGAUCGAUAUUAUUAAUGCUUUUUCUGCAAAUCUGAUGCCAUGA
This is a messenger RNA of Fraxinus pennsylvanica, 687 nucleotides long. The record is from the annotation of a GenBank genome assembly. Lineage: Eukaryota; Viridiplantae; Streptophyta; Magnoliopsida; Lamiales; Oleaceae.